Molecule: messenger RNA, 1146 nt
Organism: Homalodisca vitripennis (glassy-winged sharpshooter)
Lineage: Eukaryota; Metazoa; Arthropoda; Insecta; Hemiptera; Cicadellidae
Gene: Cchl
Product: holocytochrome c-type synthase
Exons: 7
Coding region: 239-1054 (271 amino acids)
Biological process (GO): cytochrome c-heme linkage
Cellular component (GO): mitochondrion
Molecular function (GO): holocytochrome-c synthase activity
Source: RefSeq, a predicted model, not a curated record
CAGCUGUUCGCACAUGUUCUGUAGUUUAGUUUUUGAAAAUACUAACAUUAACCUUCCUUUUGGUAGCACUUACGCAUUGUUAAGUGGGAGAUUCUUCAGCUUGUUCUAAAUUAUUCUCUUAUUAUGAAAUUUGAUCGUAACAGACCAAAUUUGUAUGCGUUUCAUUUGUAAACAUUGUGUUCUGUUACUGUGUUAGUGUUAACUACUCAUUUCAAAGUUGAUAUUAUAUCUUGCAAGGAUGGGAAAUACUAUAACAGUAGCAAAUCUUGCAGCAUCCCAACUCACCAGUGUGUCUCCCAUUGAUCAAGAGAAGGAAGCCAAACCGUACAUACACAAAACUCUAAAUGGCGAACCACCCCCAGAAUGUCCUAUGCAUAAACCCAAAGUGCAGCCUCAACCACAGUCAGAGUGUCCCGUCAAUCACGGCAAUAUGGGUGAUAUUGACCCUCGCAAUAUGAUGGGACCUGCCAAUCAACAGCCUGCACCAGAUCAGCCAUUUCCACUGAAUAUCAACAGAGAAACAUCUUCUAUCCCAAAAUCUGGAACUGAAGGAGAAUUUUGGGUCUACCCCUCAGCACAGAUGUUUUGGAAUGCAAUGCUGCGAAAAGGUUGGGUUUGGAAGAGGGAUGAUUUGAAGCCACAAGAUAUGGAUGCCAUAAUCAAAAUACAUAAUGCUAAUAAUGAAGCUGCUUGGAAAGAGGUCCUGAAGUGGGAAGCACUUCAUGCUUAUGAAUGCUGCAAUCCUAAGCUGAAGAGUUUUGGUGGAAAAGCCACAGACUAUUCUCCAAGAGCACGGAUAAGACAGCUGAUGGGGUAUGAGCUACCCUUUGACAGACACGAUUGGAUCAUAGACAGGUGUGGUAAAGACGUGCGCUAUGUUAUUGAUUAUUACGAUGGUGGAAAUGUUACGUCUGACUACACGUUUGCCAUCCUUGAUGUUAGACCUGCGAUGGACUCCUGGGAAAAUGUCUGGGACAGGAUGAAAGUCGCUUGGAUGCGAUGGAGAUAUGAAUGGGAAGAUCGAAAAUCGUCAGUCAUGGAAAAUAAAAGUUAAAAACUCGUACAUUAAAAAUUGUAGUAAUUUAAUUACAAUGUUCCUCGAUGUUGUGUAAAUGUAAUGUAACUAAAUAAAUGUGUUACAAAGUA